This is a messenger RNA of Pestalotiopsis fici W106-1, 819 nucleotides long. RefSeq lists its product as uncharacterized. The transcript has 5 exons. The record is from RefSeq and is a predicted model, not a curated record. The coding region runs from base 1 to 819 and encodes 272 amino acids. NCBI's taxonomy places the organism in Eukaryota, Fungi, Ascomycota, Sordariomycetes, Amphisphaeriales, Sporocadaceae.
AUGUCUUCUGAAAAGGAUAUCGUUCUCGUAACUGGUGGCAACACGGGUCUAGGCUGGGAGAUUGUCCGCGCAUUAGCUGGCACUUCUACUGCAUAUGAAAUCAUCAUUGGCUGUCGAACGGUCGCCAAGGGGGAAGAGGCCAUCACAACUAUCAAGCAAGCACAACCCAAGACCACGUCUUCUUUCAGCACCCUGCAAGUCGACUUGUCCUCCGACUCUUCGCUCGAGCAAGCAGUCGAGCAUAUAACAUCCAAGUAUGGACGACUGGAUGUGCUGAUCAACAAUGGCGGCGCGGCCUUUGAUCAAGAUAUUGCCAGCGGCCGUUCAAGCAUCAGAGAUGCUUUCAACAACAGCUGGGAUACCAAUGUGUCCGGCACUCAUGUCUUGACCACGCUGUCUGUCCCACUAUUAUUGAAGUCCAUGGAUCCACGUCUCCUCUUCAUCACGAGUGGCACGUCCUCUCUCGCGGAGACGGAAAUGAUGGACAAUGAUAUGCACAAGCGGCUGAAUGCCUCGCCACCUGCUGGCUGGCCUAAGCCGCCCAUCAUGAGCCACAUGGCUUAUCGCAGCAGCAAGACUGGGCUCAAUAUGCUCAUGCGUGAGUGGAGGAGACUGCUUUUGAAUGACGGUGUCAAAGUCUGGGCUAUCAGCCCAGGCUUCCUGGCUACCGGCCUAACCGGCGCAGGUGCAGAGAAGUUGAAGCAGAUGGGGGCACUGGAACCAUCAGUAGGUGGCGAAUUUGUUAGGGACGUUGUUCAAGGCAAACGAGAUGAGUAUAUGGGCAAGGUCAUUCGAAGAAAUGAAAUACAGCCUUGGUAG